Vicia faba (fava bean) is the source of this 1512-nucleotide messenger RNA. The record is from the annotation of a GenBank genome assembly. Lineage: Eukaryota; Viridiplantae; Streptophyta; Magnoliopsida; Fabales; Fabaceae.
AUGGAACUAUCAGAUUUGCAAAACAACAAACAGAAGAGAGGCACCACCACUCUUCCCCACCACCAACACCACCAACAACAACAACAACAAGAAUCUUCACCUUCAAAUUCUCAUUCUCAGCAACUUGUGGUCCCUUUUGAUGGAAGGUCAUCACCUUUUAUUAUGGGCUCCAUCUCCAAUAUUCAACCUUCUUCAAACUCUUCAUCCUCUUCUUCUUCAAACUCUUCGUCGUCUUCGGCUUCGGCUUCGGCUUCUGCAACUACUCCUCAUCUUAUUGACGCUUCUCUGGCAAUCGCCACCAGAUCUGAACCUCCGGUACUCGACUCCAACACUCAGAUUCAACAAUUCUCUUCUUCAUCCACAGCCGUCACGGUAGCAAAUCCUCCCAAACGAUCCACCAAGGACAGACAUACUAAAGUCGAUGGCCGGGGACGAAGAAUUCGAAUGCCGGCGACCUGUGCAGCCAGAGUUUUUCAGUUGACCAGAGAAUUAGGUCAUAAAUCCGACGGUGAAACAAUUGAAUGGCUUCUCCAGCAAGCGGAGCCGGCUAUUAUUGCCGCCACCGGCACAGGAACAAUUCCAGCUAAUUUCUCAACGCUCAAUGUUUCACUUCGAAGCAGCGGCUCCACGCUGUCGGCGCCGCCGUCGAAAUCAGCUCCUCAUAGUUUUCACAGCGCGCUUGGACUGGCGGCGCACCAUCCGUACGAAGAAGCUGCCUACCAACACCAACACGCGCCUCUUCUAGGGUUUCAUCCUCAUCAACACCAGCAACAUCUCAUGAACGCCGAUCAAAUCGGUGAAGCGCUUUCGAAUGAGAAUUACAUGAGAAAACGCUAUAGAGAAGAUCUUUUCAAAGACGAUAACAACAACAACAACAACGAAAGCGGUGGCGAUGGUUCUUCUUCUCCAAAAAAUUUCAAAACAAAUCACCAGCAAGACGGUAUGGGUGAAGGAGAAGGUGGUGGAGUUGGAGCCUCUUCAUCUUCUUCUCCUGGUAAUUCUAUUUCUGGACUUCUUCGACCGUCGAAUAUGUUACCGGCAACGGCCAUGUGGGCCACCGCAGGUAGUGGAAGUACAAUAUGGAUGGUACCAGUGAGUGGUGGUGCUGCAAACACAAAUUCAGAGACACAAACACAAAAUAUGUGGCCUUUUAGUCCUCACACUCAGUCUCAACAUCAAGCGAACACUACUGCAACUCCAUCUCAGUUACAUUUCAUGCCAAGGUUCAACGUUCCUCCCGGUGGCGGAGGCGGCCUUGAAUUCCAAGGUGGACGCGGCGGUUUACAACUCGGUUCAGUGUAUCAACCAUCACAGCAUCUUGGAUUAGCAGUGUCUGAUUCAAACUUGGGUAUGUUGGCUGCUCUUAAUGCUUACACGAGAGCUGGUCAUUUCAAUGUUAACAACUCUUCUUCUGAUAAUCAUCACCAUCACCACCAUUCAAUUUCAAUGGACUCUCAUCCUCCACAACCUAAUGAUGAAAGUGGAGAAGAUGCUCCUAAUAAUUCUCAAUAA